AAUAAAUAAAAUCAUUCCAACCGGACACUGCGAUUAUCUUUCUGGUCAGCCACUUUUGACUCUCGUUUUCUCCCCUUCUCUCGGCUUCUGCUAGUCUGCUUCUGCAUCACCUUUGCCCCAUCUAUCUGCAACGCCGUUUCGUAUACAUUCAUGGCUUUGGGAUCAUUCAUCCAAGUCCUUCCAGACUCCCACUUCUCCAUCCAAAACCUUCCGUAUGGAGCGUUUAAAGCCCAUCCUACAGCACCUGCCCGUCUCGCCACCGCUAUUGGUGACUAUGUAGUAGAUCUCUCCGAGAUCGCCAAAGCCGGUCUUUUCAACGGCCCUAUACUCGCCGCUUCCGAUUGCUUUCUGCAGCCUACUCUGAACAAUUUUUUGGCGCUGGGACGGCCUGCUUGGAAGGAAGCUCGUGCUACUCUUCAAAAGCUUUUGUCAUCUACGGAGCCAACCUUGCGUGAUAAUGCAGACUUGAGGCAGAAGUCACUUGUGCCGAUGAGCAAGGUAGAAAUGGUUAUUCCUAUGGAAAUUGGAGACUACACAGACUUUUAUUCAUCCAUGCAUCAUGCAAAGAAUUGUGGGACCAUAUUUCGUGGACCUCAAAAUGCAAUUCCACAAAACUGGUUCCAUCUUCCUAUUGCCUAUCAUGGGCGAGCAUCAUCUAUUGUCAUCUCUGGAACAAACAUUAAUAGACCAAGGGGUCAAGGCUAUCCAACAGGUCAAUCUCCACCAUAUUUUGGACCUUCAUUGAAGCUAGAUUUUGAACUUGAAAUGGCUGCUGUGGUUGGUCCAGGAAAUGAAUUAGGGAAAGCCAUAGAUGUUAAUGAGGCUACAGAUCAUAUCUUUGGACUUGUCUUGAUGAACGACUGGAGUGCUCGAGAUAUUCAAGCGUGGGAAUAUGUUCCUCUUGGACCCUUUCUUGGAAAGAGUUUUGGUACUACAAUAUCCCCUUGGAUUGUGACACUUGAUGCUCUUGAACCUUUUGCAUGUGAUGCUCCUAAGCAGGAUCCCCAUCCAUUGCCAUAUUUGGCAGAGAAAAUAUCCAAAAACUAUGAUAUUGAAUUGGAGGUUCAAAUUAAACCUUCUGGACAAACUGAUUCAUGCGUGGUUACAAGAAGUAAUUUCAAGAACCUAUAUUGGACAGUGACUCAACAAGUAGCACACCACACAAUCAAUGGUUGCAACCUGAGGCCAGGCGAUCUCCUUGGAACUGGGACCAUUAGUGGGCCUGAAUUUGAAUCAUUUGGAUGUUUGCUGGAACUAACAUGGAAUGGACAAAAACCAUUGCCAUUAAAUGGGACAACUCGAAAAUUCUUAGAAGAUGGAGAUGAAGUAACCUUCUCUGGUUGCUGCAAGGGAGAUGGUUACAAUGUUGGUUUUGGAACCUGUGCUGGUAAGAUUGUCCCACCACGCGAUUGAGGAAACUUUUCUACUUUGGAGAUAAAAGAAGAUCACGUGCCACUCACUUAAGUCGUCGUUGAUUUAAAAGAGAUCAUACUGGAAAUUCAGAGAGCUGACAAAAUGGUGUGUUUGUUGUAUAUGUGUUGACUGAUCUCUCCUACAAUGUUAAUAUAGUUGUAGCACUUGAUGUUAUGCUGGAACCUGGAUUUGCCCAUUAAGUAAUAAUAUUUAUAGCUAGCAGAGCCAACUUUUUUAUUUA
Molecule: messenger RNA, 1654 nt
Organism: Gossypium raimondii (Peruvian cotton)
Lineage: Eukaryota; Viridiplantae; Streptophyta; Magnoliopsida; Malvales; Malvaceae
Product: fumarylacetoacetase
Exons: 14
Coding region: 151-1413 (420 amino acids)
Biological process (GO): L-phenylalanine catabolic process; homogentisate catabolic process; L-tyrosine catabolic process
Molecular function (GO): fumarylacetoacetase activity
Source: RefSeq, a predicted model, not a curated record